Molecule: messenger RNA, 3330 nt
Organism: Prorocentrum cordatum
Lineage: Eukaryota; Dinophyceae; Prorocentrales; Prorocentraceae
Source: the annotation of a GenBank genome assembly
AUGGAUGGUCCCGCGUUGCCGCGUGCAGAGCAGGCCGAGCAGGUGUGCCCCACAAUUUCGACUACGAUAUGCGACUAUGCGCCUGUGGCAAGUGGAGCGAGGGACCAGGGUCAUGCCGCUGUGACCCGUGUGCUGGAGGUCCUGACGGGAUUCCCCAUGGACGAUGCGGCAGCGCGGCUCCGCAGCUUCGGGGUUGACUUCGCUCCCGGGCGAGCCAUGGCUUUCACGGCCGCGGCCGAGAUGGCGAUUCCCAUGCCCGCGCGCGGGAUGGCCGAGGCGGGCCGGGACUCUGCCAGUUUCCGCACGGGCGGGGCGCCGCCCCGAGCGGCCGCCCUGGCGAGCGAAGCGCGGGCGCUUCCCGAGGCGGCGGCGGGCAGGUUGGAGGUGGCAGCCGGGGCGUUGCCCGACGGGUGCGCUUCUGGGACUGGCGGUUCGGGCGCUGCGGCCACGGGCUCGGCGAGGGCGGUGCCGGUGCCGCCGCUGGUGCAGCAGGACAUGGAGUGCGCGCGGCAGCCGCUGCCGGGGCGCCUAUUCCGAGGCACGGAUGCGCCGCGCGCAGGGCGACUGAUGCUGGGCCUCGAGGCCGACGGCGAGCGCAGGGCGAAGCUGCUGUCGCACGAGGGGCGGGGCAACGGCACGCUCUGGCUUGCGAUCCCGCACCAACGCUGGAGCAAGCCGGCACGGCGGUCUGGCAGGUGGCCUCCCUGCCGCCGCAUGGGCGCGGAGCUUGCCCCGCCCGGGGCCACGCGCCGCCUGCAGCGAGCCUCCGCGGUGGACGACGCCGGCGAAGCCACGCGGGACUGUGGCGAGCCCGUCGGCCGCCGCGCGGCCCACGUUCUGGCCAGCCCCCGAGCGCAUGCUGGGGCCGUGCGCGGCCUCGAGGACGAGCUGCGCGCCGCGGGGGCGGUCGUCGACAUCGAGCGCUGGGACACGGAAGUGUGCCAGGUCAGAGCUGACGGGUCGGUCUGCGAGGCGGUCAUGGACUUCGUCGUGGGCUUCCCAUCUACUGCUCAGCCGUGGUGGCUGGACGUCAACGUCCAGACGCCUUUCCGCAGCUCCCUGCCCGCGGCCAGCUGGGUUGCCCGCGCGGAGGCGACGGCGGCUGGGGACCGCGCCAAGGCGGCCCGCUGCGGCGACGCAGUCCGACGGCGCGCGCGCUCGCGGAGCGCACCAGCACGCUGGUCGUGCUUUCGGUGCGCCGACGCGACGCUGGCUGCGCUGGGGCACAACGGCCUCGCGCGCUCCUUAGGCUGCCUGCUCGCGCGGCGCCAGGCCCCGGGCGGACCGAUGGGUAACGCGCUGUCAGGCUUCGCGGACGCAUCCGCCCCAAGGGUCAAGAAGGCGAAGAGCCGGCUGAUGAAGCUCGGCUCGAAGGCGUGGUGGCUCGGCGGCCACAUAAUGUGGACCGCCGCGACGGCCAGUAUUGUCCUGGUGGUGCCGGUCUUCUUCAUGUACGAGAAGGAGUGCCAGCUGUACGAGCAGAUGGCGCAGAUGCAGACCGCCCAGAUGAACGAUGCGGACGUUGCCCUGAGCUCCGAGCUCGAGGACGACCACGCGGCCCGCGUGGCGGCCUUCGAGGGAGCCCUGCGGUCGAUGUACGCCGCGCUGCCGAAGAACGAGCACGGAAAUCUGGAGCACCAGGCCGUGCGCUACGUGCUCCACCGCCUGUUCGUGCAGCGGCACGGCUGGUACAUCAAGGGCCUCGACCCCAACGGCCCCGCGCCCAGCCCCAACGGCACCACCGACAACGUCUCGCAGGACUGGCUGCCAGCCUACCUGCAGGCCCGCCUCGAGGCGCGGUCCGGCGGGCGCGGGGCCGUGCUCCACGAGCUCGCGGCCCUGGCCGCCGCGCUGGAGGACCUGGUCCAGAAGGAGGCAGUGGAUCGGCUUCGCCUGGCCUACAAGGUGCUCCAGCUCGACCCCGAGGGGGGCAUCGAGCGCAAGCAGGCGGAGGACGUGAUGUUCACCGCGUUCCUGUCCUUCCUCGUUGCCAACAAGUUCUCCGCGGAGACCCCUGAAGAGGUGCACAAGAAGCAGCAGAUCUUCGCGAGCAAGUACAAGGAUUGGGAUGCCGCGAAGGACUGGUUCGCGGCCAACAUCAUGGAGAGCAGCGCGUCGCCGGACGGAAGGUACGACAUCAGGACCACGUCGCGGAUGGCCGUCACCAUGGGCGAGAAGUACCACGAACUGAACGACCUGGAGUGCAAGAGUCUGAAGUCGACGAUGCUCGAGCUGGAGGACCGGAAGGCCGGGAGGGUGCAGCUUUCCGCUUUCUACAACCGGAGCAUGCACAGCCAUUGGAGGUUCACCGAGAAAGCCGAGUACCUCAGGAGGAUCGGCGCCCUGGACGAGACCAACGCGACAAAGCCUAUGGUGAUCGUCCCUAACUACGUCAUGGGCCGCAUGAACUGUCUCGAAUCCUCUGGCAUCUACUCCCUGUGCUGCCGAAACGAGUGCGAGGACCUCAUGGGCCGCCUCGAGCAGGAGAUCGGGUCGCCGAACGCCCCGGCGGACCGCGUCAUGCAGCUGGUGGCUGGCCUGGCGUCGGACACAGUGCUCGCCCCGCGCACACUCCCCGACGAGUUGCGAAGCCGCCUUGUGGAUGUCGCGGCGAGCAACGGUGGCCUUGUCCCGCUCCACAGCCGGCUCUUCGCCCAGUGGAUGCACCACGCCUACCCGCGCGAGUGCCCCUAUCCGCACGAGCCUGGCACCGCGGGUGCUCAGACGCCCGACGAGUGGAUGCAGGAGACUGGUCAAGCGAGCAACCUGGCGUCUGCGGAGGAGAUGCAGGAGCACAUAGAGUCCUGCCCCGUGGACCCAGGCGGCAGCGCGGAGCUGCCCUGGAGCACUGUUGACGCGCACUUCGCCUCGCUGGGCCCCGCGAGCCCCGCGGCCUCCACACAGACGGCGGGCCCCGCGGUCGCCGCGGCCGAGGCCGCCAGCGCUGCCGCCGGCAGGCCGGCGGCGGCCUCCGGAGCCGGCCGCGGCUCGGGGCGCCUCUGGGCGCUGGCCGUGGCGGCGGCGGCCGCGGCCGCCUGCGCGCACUCCGUGGGCCUGCGCGGCCAGGAGCUGGGCGGCCCGCACCGGGGCUCGAGCCUGCGCGGCGUGCUGGACGGGGUGUCCGAAGAGGAGGCGCGGUGGGCAUGGGCGGCAAAGCGUGCGCGCCCCGCGCUCCUGCUGGUGGCCUGUGUCCUGCUCCUCGUCGCGCUGGAGCUCCUGGACUUCACGGCGCUGGCGGCGGCGGCCGUCGCCGGGCUGCUCGCCCUGGGGGUGCGCGCCGCCCUCGCGUCGCCGCCCUGGGGGCCCAGCGGCAAGCGGUGCGCCGUGUGA